This is a messenger RNA of Toxotes jaculatrix (banded archerfish), 2325 nucleotides long. It is a transcript of the gene dnajc25, whose product is annotated as DnaJ (Hsp40) homolog, subfamily C, member 25. Gene Ontology annotation, cellular component: endoplasmic reticulum membrane. The record is from RefSeq and is a predicted model, not a curated record. Gene Ontology annotation, biological process: protein folding. The transcript is spliced from 5 exons. The coding region runs from base 16 to 1215 and encodes 399 amino acids. Lineage: Eukaryota; Metazoa; Chordata; Actinopteri; Toxotidae.
UAUAGACGAUCUCUGAUGCUGUUCCGGCGCUUCCUGAUGCUGCAGGCAGCGUGCGACAGGACAGCCUGGGCUCCCGAGCUGGCAGCGGCAGCCAGGGGGACAGAGAUGGCUGCGUCCACGGAGCGGAGCCGAGGCGGCGGCGGCGGUGACGGUGGCGGAGGGUUUGCUGGGUGUCCGCGGACGGUGAAGCCUUGGCGGCGGUUGGCGGUGCUCCUGUUCUGUUUGUCCAGCCUGCCGGCGGUCACGGCGCUGGUGGAGGGCCUGUACUGCGGCACGGAGGUCUGCUACGAUGUGCUCGGCGUCACCCGGGAGGCCUCCAAGGCGGAGAUCGCCCGGGCUUACCGGCAGCUGGCCCGCCGGUACCACCCGGACCGGUUCAGGGCGGGAGAGCCCGGCUUGGAGGGAGAGACCCAGGAGUCCGCGCAUAAGAAGUUCCUGCUCGUCGCGACCGCGUACGAGACGUUAAAGGACGAGGACACGCGGCGGGACUACGACUACAUGCUGGACCAUCCUGAGGAGUACUACCAGCACUACUACGCCUACUACCGCCGACAGCUCACCCCCAAAGUGGAUGUCAGGGUCGUCAUCCUGGUCACCAUCUGUGCCAUCUCCAUCUUCCAGUAUUACAGCUGGCACAGCAGCUACAACGAGGCCAUCAACUACCUGGUGACGGUCCCCAAAUACCGAAUCCAGGCCACGGAGAUCGCCAAGCAGCAGGGGCUCCUCAACCGCACCAAGGAGAAGGGCAAAAACCGCCGCUCCAAAGAGGAGAUCCGGGAGCAGGAGGAGGAGGUGAUCCGUGACAUCAUCAAAAACAAGAUCGACAUUAAAGGAGGCUACCAGAAGCCCAACCUGUCGGACAUCCUGCUGUGUCAGAUCGUGCUCUCCCCUUACUACCUGACCAACUACGUGGCCUGGUACGUCUCCUGGGUUUACCGCUUCACCAUCUGCAGGGAGGAGUACGGAGACGAGGAGAAGCUCUACAUCAUCAGGAGGUACAUGAAGAUGUCUCAGUCUCAGUUUGACAGUCUGGAUGAAAACAGCAGACAGUCCUUCCUGGAGAAGCAGCUCUGGAUCAAAGAAAACUACGAGGUGUACAGGAAGGAGCAGGAGGAGGAGAUGAAGGUAAAGAUGGCGACCGACCCGAGGAUGAAGAGGUACCGCCGCUGGAUGAAGAACGAGGGACCGGGCCGGCUGACGUUCAUCGACGACUGACGGGCCCGCGAAGCACCGUCUGUAACAUACACACCUGCCUCAGUGCCAACAUACACGGGACAACACACGCCGUGCCGUGUGGAGAAACGCCUGUACAGAAAGAUUAACUAUGCCUGUUUAUAUAGCCAGAGAUAUUUUCAUAGCGAUCGGGCCUCAUAAAGGGGGGAUGACCAUGUGGAAUAAACUGUGAGCUAAGAAAUUUGAGUAAUUUUUUUUUUUUUAACACAAUGCUUUUUGUUUUUUCCCCUUUCCAAACCAAGUCCAUUACACCUUUAAUGAAGUUUAACGAUUCUUUUAAACUUUUAUUUCUGUCAUUUUCUCCAGCUGUUUUUACUUUUAUCCUGCUGGUGAAAACAGAUUGAUGGGUUUUGGCGGCUGAGUUUUUUUUUUUUUUUUUCUGAUUUCUGCUGGAUAACUGACAUCAUCCAGGUGAAAGGUGAUUAACGUAGUAACCAGAAGGCUGCCGGUCUGCCACAGCCAACAGUACAGUCAAAGUGCCCUUGGGUGAGGCAUUGGGUCGCCAUCUGCUCACUCUGUAUGCUGCUUUAGAGCAUCUGUUAAACGUCUGAAGUGUAAAAUAAGUGAAGAGUAUUUGCAUUUAUUGCUUUCGUGAUGAAUAAACCAGGGCCGGAGCGUAAUGUGAAAGAACAGUGACACUUUGCUUAAAUCCUCCCGUUCACUUUCUGACUCACAGCCAGAAGAGAGGAUGGAUAUCAGUUUGAACUGGAGGACGCUGAUAAACUGGUUUAAACGGAGGAUUUUCUCUGGGGAUUUGGUCUCCUCUGAUCUGUGUUGUUGAAGCUUUUCUAUCUUUAAAAAAAAAACGCAGAAGCAAAAACAGACGAGCAUCGUUCAGACGUUUGUGUAAAUCAGAAGCCAAAGUCACAACUGCGAGUAUGUGUAAAUUGUGCAGCAGCAGAUGUUUAUCGCCCAGGGAGUCUGUUCUUGUGGUUUCUGCUCCGUCUCCUCAGAAGUUCAGGUGACCGCCUACUGUUUACUGCAUUUUGCAACUUGGUUUUACUUAAAAAUUAUUUAUUGUUUUCACAUAUCAUUGGACUAUAUGUUGUCAUUUUUGUGCUGAGGUGGCAUUAAAGCUAAACUGUAACUACA